Messenger RNA from Insectozyma verbasci, 501 nucleotides. Lineage: Eukaryota; Fungi; Ascomycota; Pichiomycetes; Serinales; Debaryomycetaceae. The record is from the annotation of a GenBank genome assembly.
AUGUUUAAAAAUAUAACCAAACCGUUAAGAAGACUUUAUACUACUAGAGUAACAAAUCUUAAGUAUCAACCACCUAUAACAAUAGAUAAAGAAUUACCAGAUCCAUCUCAUAAAAAAAAAAUCAAUAGACGUUAUUUCUUAGUUUAUGGUUUAGGUAUUACAUUAUCAUGUUUAAUUAUUUUUAAUUAUGAGAAAACUCAAUCACCAAUUGUAACAUCAACUUUAUUUUAUCUUAGAAGAAAUAAACAAGUUGAAAAUUUAUUAGGUUCAGGUAUUGAUUUUGCUUAUUCAUGGCCUUGGAUUUCCGGUAAAUUAAAUACUGUUCAAGGUUUAAUUGAUAUUAAAUUUAAAAUAAAGGGUAAUAAAAAUGAUGGAUAUUUAAAAUUGAAAGCCAAUAGAGAAAGUAAAUUACAUCCUUUCAAUGUUGAAAACUUUCUGAUUGAAAUUGAUGGUAAAGAUUAUGAUUUAACUAAGGAUUCAGAUUUUGAUUUUGAUUUAUGA